GUUAAACUCAAUUGUAUUCUACCUUUCAAUACAAGAUGUAAUAUAUUAAAACUACAUUGUAUUCUGCCUUUCAAUACAAGAUGUAAUAUAUUAAAACUUAAUUGUAUUCUACCUUUCAAUACAAGAUGUAAUAUAUUAAAACUCAAUUGUAUUCUACCUUUCAAUAGAAGAUGUAAUAUAUUAAAACUCAAUUGUAUUCUGCCUUUCAAUACAAGAUGUAAUACAUUAAAACUCAAUUGUAUUCUACCUUUCAAUAUAAGAUGUAAUAUAUUAAAACUCAAUUGUAUUCUACCUUUCAAUACAAGAUGUAAUAUAUUAAAACACAAUUGUAUUCUGCCUUUCAAUACAAGAUGUAACAUAAGAUGUAAUAUAUUAAAACUCAAUUGUAUUCUGCCUUUCAAUACAAGAUGUAAUAUAUUAAAACUCAAUUGUAUUCUACCUUUCAAUACAAGAUGUAAUAUAUUAAAACUCAAUUGUAUUCUGCCUUUCAAUACAAGAUGUAAUAUAUUAAAACUCAAUUGUAUUCUGCCUUUCAAUACAAGAUGUAAUACAUUAAAACUCAAUUGUAUUCUACCUUUCAAUACAAGAUGUAAUAUAUUAAAACUCAAUUGUAUUCUACCUUUCAAUACAAGAUGUAAUAUAUUAAAACUCAAUUGUAUUCUGCCUUUCAAUACAAGAUGUAAUAUAUUAAAACUCAAUUGUAUUCUGCCUUUCAAUACAAGAUGUAAUACAUUAAAACUCAAUUGUAUUCUACCUUUCAAUACAAGAUGUAACAUGUUAAACUUAAUUGUAUUUUGCCUUUCAAUACAAAAUGUAACAUGUUAA
This is a messenger RNA of Lottia gigantea (owl limpet), 825 nucleotides long. RefSeq lists its product as hypothetical. The transcript has 2 exons. The annotation marks the transcript as partial. The record is from RefSeq and is a predicted model, not a curated record. NCBI's taxonomy places the organism in Eukaryota, Metazoa, Mollusca, Gastropoda, Lottiidae.